This is a messenger RNA of Paramecium sonneborni, 1205 nucleotides long. The record is from the annotation of a GenBank genome assembly. Lineage: Eukaryota; Ciliophora; Oligohymenophorea; Peniculida; Parameciidae.
AUGAGUUUUAGUAAUAAUAAUUAUCUCUUUGAGACACUUCCAAACUUCGUUCAAACUCAGCUAGACCAAUUAGUAGAUAAAGCAAACAAGAUCGAUUAGUAUAUAAUCUAUUUUUAAAUAGGAAUGGGAGAAUAAAAUUAAUAAUAGAGAAAUUUUGCGAACUAAAAAAUUUGUCAAUUGCUUUGGCCACUAAACUAAAAACUUAAGAGGGAUUUAUGCUUUAUCCUAAAAUUAUAUCAGAUAACUAUAUAAUUGAAUUUAAAGAGAUCUAAGUUUGUAAUUUGAGAAAAAAUGAGAUUAUUUAUUUCUAAGAAUGGGCUUUUGCAAAUUUAAACUAAGUAUAUAUAAAUUACAUAAUAGAUUGACUUAUAUUUAUUAUAAACAUUAUUAAGAUUAUAAUGUAUUUAAGUGUAAUUUGAGUGUAAAAAAUAUUUUGAAGCAUAAAAAAUAGAUUAUAAAUCAAAAUAUAAUGGUGACUUAAUUAAAAUAUUUUUAAUACUUUAAACUCAAUAGAAAGACUUUCAGAUAAACCCUGAUAAUUUUUUUCUAAGUUUAUUACAAAAUUGCCAAAGUAAGAACAAUUAAUUCAUAACAUAUGUAAAUAAAUUUUUUAAAGGAAAAAAUAUGUAGAAAUGUAUUUAGUUUUUAGAAGAUUUGAAAUAAACUAAAAAAAUAUAAUCAGAAAAAAGAACUGAAUUUAAAUCUUAUAGAGAUGAAGAAAAGUUUAAGAAAGAGUCUUAAAAGGAUUCAUAAUAGAUAUCUUAGUAAUUUUCUCAAUAAAUAUCUUAAUAAAUUUCAUAAUAGAUAUCUUAAGUAAUUCCUUAGAGUUAACAGGCAUAAACAACAAUAAGAAGAACUUAAUCAUUAAUAUCAAAUGAAUCUAAUUAUUAAUUAAGUUUAUUAAGUAAAUAAUCAGAAAACUCAAGAGAUUUAAUUUAAUCUAGUCUAAUGAGUCGUCCAUGGACAAAAACAAGAACUAUAAAAGAAGGAAUAAAUCUUAAAUAUAAGGUAAGUUUAUAAUAUUGAUAAGAGUGAAGCGAGAUCAUGAAUAUAGACAGUAGAGACAAUUAUAGAGAGAAUCUAGAUAGCAACGCUUUUUUAAUGAAGAGGUAAGUAGAAAAGUUGAGAAUAUUAAGAAAAGAGGAAGUACAAGUUGGAAUUGUGAUUGUUUAGCUCCAGAAACGCCAGAAAAAUUUAGUGAUUGA